AUGUCUGCGACGGAGCAACUCGCGUUGGGCUUGCACCUCAUUAUCGUGGAGACCGAGAGCUUCCUGCACCGUGAGCCACCGACCCUAAACGACUGGCUAGAUAUUGCUCAACUCGUGGUCGUUUGGGCUGGACAUGUGAUCUGUAAGAUGCACUCCAACCAAGCACAUCUCAGAGCUGACAUGUCUCCGUUUAGUUUUGGCCGCACGCUUUGGCUACCACCAACCGACAGCGUUGUGAAGAGCUUCGCCAUCGUCCUCUUCGUGGCAUCCUUGGCAAUAUCACUGGCUUUCGUAGCAUACGAGACGACCCUCCCACGAAAGAUUGACAACCCCUGGCAUGACGGACGCAUGGUUCGUGCCACGUUUAGUGGAAUCCAUACCAAUCCGAUUAUCACGAGCCUCAUCUUUGUAUCCUUCUGGGCUCAGCUAUUCGAAGUGAAUACUCCAUAUUGUUCGCUCAGUACGGCCGGACUCGCGGCACAGGCUUUCGUGUUGGCAGCGGUUGGUAUCUCCUGGGCGUUCAGGCUCAAGUUUCCGGGAUGUUACGGGCAUCUCAAUGGCCAGACUGUGCCUUUGCGGACCUGGGCAACUAUCUGGUAUCAACUUGUCGGAUGGGCGACCGUGAACAACUUGCUGUUUGCUUUGGUACAGGGCGCUUUGUGGUGCACUAUGCUUCGAGCGCACACUGGUCGAGCCAAGAUGGACCAGGGAGCAGUGCUUCUGGGCCCCUGA
Fulvia fulva is the source of this 732-nucleotide messenger RNA. RefSeq lists its product as uncharacterized. NCBI's taxonomy places the organism in Eukaryota, Fungi, Ascomycota, Dothideomycetes, Mycosphaerellales, Mycosphaerellaceae. The record is from RefSeq and is a predicted model, not a curated record. Bases 1 to 732 code for a protein of 243 amino acids. The transcript has a single exon.